This is a messenger RNA of Propithecus coquereli (Coquerel's sifaka), 625 nucleotides long. RefSeq names its product mitochondrial ribosomal protein L23 (gene MRPL23). Gene Ontology annotation, biological process: mitochondrial translation. Bases 84 to 545 code for a protein of 153 amino acids. Lineage: Eukaryota; Metazoa; Chordata; Mammalia; Primates; Indriidae. Gene Ontology annotation, molecular function: structural constituent of ribosome. The transcript is spliced from 5 exons. The record is from RefSeq and is a predicted model, not a curated record. Gene Ontology annotation, cellular component: ribosome; mitochondrial large ribosomal subunit.
GGGGGCGCUGUGCCAGCCGGCGGCCGUGCGGGGCGCGCGCGCUGCUCCUUCCGCCGCGCGCGCUCCGGAAGCGCGUCGCCGCUAUGGCGCGGAACGUGCUGUACCCUCUGUACCAGCUGGGCGGCCCACAGCUGCGGGUGUUCCGAACCAACUUCUUCAUUCAGCUGGUGCGGCCUGGCACGGCCCAGCCCGAAGACACGGUGCAGUUCCGGAUCCCCCUGCAGAUGACCAGGGUGGACCUGAAGAAUUAUCUCGAGAGCAUUUACAACGUGCCCGUGGCCGCCGUGCGGACGCGCGUGCAGCACGGCUGUAACAGGAAAAGGGAUCACAGAAAUGUCAGGAUAAAGAAGCCAGAUUACAAGGUCGCCUACGUGCAGCUGGCCCACGGACAGACCUUCACGUUCCCAGACCUGUUUCCUGAGAAAGAGCAGAGCCCCGAGGCUGGCUCCAUUGACGAAGCCCAGAGCAAGUUCAUGGCGGACGAGCAGCAGAGGCAGAGCAGCGACCCCCGGCGCGGUGGCGUCCCCGACUGGUUCAGCCUGUGACGGGCAGCAAGCAGGGACACGCGCCCCAGGCAGUGCGGCUCAAGUGGCCUGACAGCCCAAAUAAAAGUCCUGCUGUGGGA